This is a messenger RNA of Podarcis raffonei (Aeolian wall lizard), 3261 nucleotides long. It is a transcript of the gene PPM1N, whose product is annotated as protein phosphatase, Mg2+/Mn2+ dependent 1N (putative). Bases 1641 to 2933 code for a protein of 430 amino acids. The transcript is spliced from 4 exons. The record is from RefSeq and is a predicted model, not a curated record. Gene Ontology annotation, cellular component: nucleus; cytosol. Gene Ontology annotation, molecular function: protein serine/threonine phosphatase activity; manganese ion binding; magnesium ion binding. Gene Ontology annotation, biological process: positive regulation of canonical Wnt signaling pathway; protein dephosphorylation; positive regulation of canonical NF-kappaB signal transduction. NCBI's taxonomy places the organism in Eukaryota, Metazoa, Chordata, Lepidosauria, Squamata, Lacertidae.
AGACUACGGUUCUGAAGAGGUGAGGUUCCUGCAGCCCAGCUGGCCUAUGAGUCGUUCUGGAACAUGCAGAGCUGCCCGGAUAAGGGUGGUUGCUAAAGAUUUUGUUUUUCAUUUUAUAAUGUAUAUGAAAGAGAGGGAAGAGAGGGUGAAAAUUAAACAGGUGAAAAUUAGAAACCGAAAAGCAAAGCUGUAAAAUAGGUGCAUAGAAUAUGUACGGGUUAAAACAGGGGUCAACAAACUCCUAUGCCCCACAAAUAACCCAGAGAUGCAUUUUGAAUAAAAACACACAUUCUACUCAUGUGAAAACACACUGAUUCCCGGACCGUCCGUGGGCCGGAUUGAGAAGGCAGUUGGGCUGGAUCCAGCCCCUGGGCCUUAGUUUGCCUACAGAUGGGUUAAAAUAACAAAGUCCAAGUAAGGGAAUAUCAGCCUUAUCUAAUUAUCAGGUAUCAGUCCAGAUUUGUAAGAUUUGGGACUGUUUCCCAUCGACUCGCAAAGACUAUCUGAGCUGCCAAUAUCAUACAGAAGAAUGGUUCUUUUGACAAUAUGUCUACAUUGGUGUCAUCGAAAACAUUCGGUAACAUUCAUCUUGGGCAAAGUUUUCUUAUUAUUUCCGUCAAAAUGAAAUCCCAAAACGUCUUGUACCGGUUUAUGUUCCCCAAUUCAAUUCACCAAUUUACAAUUAGGUGAUGCAGAAGGAAACAUAUUUGGGCCAUUUGCAAAGGAGUGCAAUACCAGGAUAAAGGUUGCGACCUUCUGGGUUCUGUUUCGUAACCGGCCCUAAGAGGCGCCUGGCUUUAAAAACAGAAAUCUCCAGCUGUCUGCUACCAAAGGCACCAUCUGGCGGCCAGAGUGGGGGGCAGGUGAAUCCCGAGUGGGAGUCCCUGCAAAGGCCGCCUCUGACACAGGCGAGGAUUAGGGGUCUUUAAACCCCAUAUUUAGCGCUGGAUGAAGAGAUUACGAGCCGCUGGGCUAAUGCCGAAGCCGAGAGCCAAUUGGGAACGGCUUUCCCGGAGGGUGGGGACAGAUGGGUGCAGGGCGGGGGGGGGGGGAAGCUGCGGGAGUGACCCAGAGACGAUGCUGGAAGCGGCCGGGAGCAGAGCAGGAACAUUAGGGGUGAACAGCUGGUGCUAUUUUCGGAAGAGGGGGUGAUGUGUGGACCGUCUAAAGAGGAAGGACUUUAGCGAAGACCACCUGGGCUGCCACGGUGGUCCCAUGGGCAAACCACCAUCAGCAACUGAGGCUUCAAUGCUGUAGCGACUCUCCUCGGCUAACGUGCAGCACCCAUCGCACAACGGGCGUCAAAAGCUCAGGGACCGCCAGACGCCAAAUUGUGCAGCCUUCCAGAAGAGGGUAGGAGCUGCGAGCCACCGGCGACCGAGAGCGGGUGGUCGCCAGUGACAAGAGAGAUCCCUAGUGCGUCUUUCAAGAUGUCGGUCUGAGUCGUCCCUCAAAGAGAGCACUCAAAACCUAGUUGGGACUUGUGGUUGCCUCUGCAAGGAGCAGAUGUUGGACUAGAUGGGCCCUUGGCCUGACCCAAAAGGCUCUCCCGUUCUUCUGCUCUUCAAGGACAGCAGCAACACAGGAUCCCCAGGGGAGGCCACAGCCCCCUUGACAUUUCGGGGAACACGUUGCACUUUAUGGCCAAGCUCCUGAGCAUGGCCACCUUCGUGAGGCUCCUGGUGGUCGAAGCCGAGAGAAGGGUCUCGCUGUUCUUCAAAGCGGAGGAGGCCCAGGAAGUCCCCAGUUUUUUCUUGGACAAACCCCAGACGGAGAAACUCCUGGAGGAAGGAGAGGUGGGCGGCUUGAGGUACGGCCUGGGCUCCAUGCAAGGCUGGCGGGCGCACAUGGAAGACGCCCACACCGCUCAGCCCCAGCUGCCUGGAGCCCUGGCCGGCUGGGCCUUCUUUGCCGUGUACGACGGGCACGCCGGCAGCACGGUGGCUCAGUUCUGCGCCAGGCACUUGCUCGGGCACGUGCUGGAGGCCGAGGCCCUGUCCGGCCAGGAGGAGGACCCCACAGCCGUCAAGGAGGCCGUGCGUGAGGCCUUCCUGGCCAUCGACAGGCGCAUGCAGGACCUGUCGCGGGCCGAGGCCUGGGAGCAUGCCGGCACCACUGCAGUGGCCGUGCUGGUGUCGCCCCGGCACCUGUACUUCAUCAACCUGGGCGACUCGAGGGCCCUCCUCUGCCGCUCGGCCGCUGUCACCUUCUACACCGACGACCACAAGCCCACCAAGCCGAGGGAGCGGCGGCGCAUCGAGAACGCCGGCGGCACAGUGGUGCUGCAGAGGGUCAACGGGUCACUGGCCGUCUCCCGGGCCCUGGGCGACUUCGGCUACAAGGCGGUGUCUUGGCGUGGCCCCACCGAGCAGCCGGUGUCCCCUGAGCCCGAGGUGUACCAGCUGGAGCGCUGCCCUGACGAAGACGAGUUCCUGGUGCUGGCCUGCGACGGGGUUUGGGACACCUUUGACAACGCGGGGCUGUGCGCCUUCGUGCGCUCGCGACUCUGCCUCACCGGCAGCCCGCGGGACGUCUGCGAGUGCGUGCUGGACUCCUGCCUCUACAAGGGCAGCCGUGACAACAUGACCUGCAUCGUGGUCUGCUUCCCAGCUGCCCCGGCCGUCUCCCAGGAGGCCUUGCAGAAGGAACAGGAGCUGGACGCUUCUCUGGAGAAGAGAGUGGCAGAACUUUACGAUGAAUUACUGGAACAGGAAGGGGGUCCCAACCUCGUCUCCGUCUUCCAACGUCUGGCUACAGAGGCGAACCCUAACCUUCCCCCUGGGGGAGGCCUGGCUAGCAAGCCCCCAGUGCGAAUGCUGCCUCGGAUUGAACGCUCUGCUGUGCAGGUUGGACCACGGAUGCCAAGACAUCAUUUUUGCGAAAGAAAGCAGGCUGGGGAAGCAAAUCUGACCAGGAUUUCUGGGCAAACUUAGGAAGCUGGAUGGCAAUGGAUGGGGUGGGGCGAGUCGGAUUGGGGCCACAACAGCCCCCUUUCCCCACCGCCCCCAGGGUGGAAAACACCAUCUGGACUGAGCAGAACAGCUGUCACUCAAGGCAAAGGCAGUCCAUGUUAGAACAGAUCAUGUGUUUUGUUUCUUGCCUGGACAUAAUUUGUGCUUCUUUUUUGAAUUUGCAUUUUAUUUAUUUGUUAACAUUCUUAUAUUACAUCGGUAAACGUUGUCAUAUUACGUUACAGGACUUACUAUAAUUUCCAACAUGUAUACAAAAAUUAUAUACAAAUUUUAUAUACCUAGAAAGAAA